AUGCCUGAGCCAGCCAAGUCAGCUCCUGCCCCGAAGAAGGGCUCCAAGAAGGCGGUGACCAAGGCGCAGAAGAAGGACGGCAAGAAGCGCAAGCGCAGCCGCAAGGAGAGCUACUCCGUGUACGUGUACAAGGUGCUGAAGCAGGUCCACCCCGACACCGGCAUCUCGUCCAAGGCCAUGGGCAUCAUGAACUCCUUCGUGAACGACAUCUUCGAGCGCAUCGCGGGGGAGGCGUCGCGGCUGGCGCAUUACAACAAGCGCUCGACCAUCACGUCCAGGGAGAUCCAGACGGCCGUGCGCCUGCUGCUGCCCGGGGAGCUGGCCAAGCACGCCGUGUCCGAGGGCACCAAGGCCGUCACCAAGUACACCAGCGCCAAGUAAAUGGAUCGAGAGCAACUGUGGAGCGAUCCUGACGAGGAGGGAGCAAGAGACCCAGAGAGGUCAGAAAGUACUAAGAAGAAAUGACCCAGGAGAUGAUUUUCAGCGUUCUCAUGUUGCACAGCGAGUUGUGGAAGUCUGCGGCUUAUGAUCACAAUGCCAAAGAGACAAAACCCCAGAAAACAAGCAGCGAAGCUUCUCUUCCUUUCUCAUUUCUCAGGUCACUGCGGGUUACAGGCUUCCCUAGUGAAGGCAGACACUAAUUUUGUCUGGUCUCCCUUCUGUUCUCUCAACAAGGUAAUAUAAAUACAAAGAAACAAGUAUUUAUUUUUAGGUUUCCACAUUGCAACUGGAUUUCGACUUUGGUCACCUUGAUUUUAGUUUGAGAUGGUAUUGAAACUCCUUGGUCAAUAGUGAAUCCAGCUUCAAUUCUGGAGUCACUGUGGUCUUUUGAAAGCAUACCUGAUCAGAGUCUUUCAAUGAUCCCCCACUGCUCUUAGCACAAAAUCAGAAAUCUGUGCUAUGGUCUCAAGAUCUGCAAAGUCUGGCCUUUUACCUAACCUCAGAGGAUUCUUUUUCUCCUUUUUGUCUACCCUUCUCCCUCCAUCCCCUGCUGCCACCACCAUUUUAAAC
Messenger RNA from Galeopterus variegatus (Sunda flying lemur), 1011 nucleotides. RefSeq names its product histone H2B type 1-K. The coding region runs from base 1 to 381 and encodes 126 amino acids. Gene Ontology annotation, molecular function: protein heterodimerization activity; DNA binding; structural constituent of chromatin. The transcript is spliced from 2 exons. Gene Ontology annotation, cellular component: nucleosome. The record is from RefSeq and is a predicted model, not a curated record. Lineage: Eukaryota; Metazoa; Chordata; Mammalia; Dermoptera; Cynocephalidae.